Messenger RNA from Clonostachys solani, 804 nucleotides. The record is from the annotation of a GenBank genome assembly. Lineage: Eukaryota; Fungi; Ascomycota; Sordariomycetes; Hypocreales; Bionectriaceae.
AUGCAUCUUCUAAGCAUUCCUGCGGAGGUCCGUCUCCAGAUCCUUUCGGAACUCCUCGUCCAAGAAGGCACCAUCCACUUUGAUGCGAGGUACGGCCCUCGCAAUCCGCGCCUGAUUCGAACAACGCAGGGCCUCUUUUCAACGCUGCUUCGCGUGUGCAAGAAAAUUAAUCAAGAGGCCAUACGGUUACUCUACUCCAACAACCGCUUUCAAUUUCCGAAUGCGUUCACCACAUCGUGGAACACUGAUGUACCAUACAUUGCGUCCUUCGUCCAGCAAAUCGGGUCUAAUGCAAGCUUUCUGCGAUCUAUUCGUCUCGACUUCCCAACCUCAUUUGCUGAUAGGAAAGCGUAUGUCCUUUACAAGGAGUACAUCGACGUCCUGCAACUUAUCAGGGAUACUUGCACAAAUUUAAAAACUAUCGAGAUAUCAUCUCUUGAACUCCCUAUUUGGGAUGUUGAUUCCGCAGCAGGGAUGUUAAAAGCAAUAGAUGACGGUGGACUUAAGGAAAUGCACUCACUGGAGGAGAUUAUUGUGAUUCAAGGGGAGCAUGAGAUUGAUGACGAGAUUGUGGCGGAUUGCGAGGCCUUGAGACAUAGGGUACCGAGCAUCAAAUGGUUAAUCGAGCUAAGGAAACUCCCACCCAGAAUUUGGAUUUCUGCAGAUGAUAGGGUUGAGUAUGAGGAGGAGGUGAUUAGGAGGGAACAGGAGAGGUUUGAGAGAGAAGAGGAUGAGCAGUGGUUGGAGGAGUACUACCGCCGCAGGAAUGACCCAUAUUGGAAGAAUGAUUCAGACUACGAUUAA